Prorocentrum cordatum is the source of this 333-nucleotide messenger RNA. The record is from the annotation of a GenBank genome assembly. NCBI's taxonomy places the organism in Eukaryota, Dinophyceae, Prorocentrales, Prorocentraceae.
GUGUUCUCCAACCUCGUCCCAUUCCUUGGCAUAUCUGUCAUCUACCGCUUCCACGUCUUCUUCGCGUAUUGCUGGGUGGCGAACGCGAUCAUGGGCACGCAGGUGCACCACAGCGGCCAUAAGUGGCCCUGGAUGACAGUGCUGGACCACCAGCCCAACGUGCACGACCUUCACCACGAGCUGUUCAGCUGCAAUUUCGGCAACAUCGGCAUUCUGGAUUACUUGCACGGGACUGCCCGGGACCAUGAGGCCCACUACAAGGAGAGGGCUCUCCGCGAGGAACGCAAGCAGGCAUUGCGAGACCCACUAUCCGGCAAGCAGAAGCCCUCAUGA